Penicillium oxalicum is the source of this 1521-nucleotide messenger RNA. Its product is annotated as putative MFS transporter. Gene Ontology annotation, cellular component: membrane. Gene Ontology annotation, molecular function: transmembrane transporter activity. The coding region runs from base 1 to 1521 and encodes 506 amino acids. Gene Ontology annotation, biological process: transmembrane transport. The record is from RefSeq and is a predicted model, not a curated record. Lineage: Eukaryota; Fungi; Ascomycota; Eurotiomycetes; Eurotiales; Aspergillaceae. The transcript is spliced from 6 exons.
AUGAUACAAUUCCCGCACCUGAGCAAUGGCGAGAAUUCGCAGCAUGUUUUUGAUAAAGAUGCUGCGCGGACGGUGGUCAGCGAUGUGGCCCAGGAGAUCGAUCCGGUCGUUGAGAAACGGGUGGUGAGAAAGAUAGACUGGUACUUCAUGCCGGCAAUGCUGAUUGGCUAUGGUAUGGUGUAUUAUGAUAAGGCAAUUCUGGGGAGCGCUGCAUUAUUUGGCAUGACGACGGACUUGUCCUUGAAGAUUGUGGAUAAGUCGACCUCCCCGCCAACGGUCGACACCUCGCGUCUGAGCUGGGCUACCUCCAUUUUCUAUUUUGGGAUGCUCGCCGGGCUUUAUCCAAUGACCUUCAUCCUUCAGAGAUUCAACAUGCGCAGCGUCUUAGGCCCCGUAGUUCUUGUGUGGGCUAUUGUAUGUGCAGCCACCGCGGGCGUCACCUCUUGGAAGGGCUUGUUCGUUCAGCGAUUCUUUCUGGGUUUUAUUGAGAGUGUGAUUCCAACAGGGUUUGUGUCCAUUGUCAGUGGCUACUACACCCAAGAAGAGCAAGCUCUUCGCCAAGCUUGGUGGUUCUCGGGGACUGGAUGGUUCACCAUAAUCGGUGGCGCUUUGAACUAUGCGUUUGGUCAAAUAACCUCCGGGUCCUUGGCUAGAUGGCAAUACAUAUAUAUACUAGCCGGUGCUUUGACCUUUCUAUUUGGGUUGUGGUGUUGCACGCUGCCCAAUUCACCCGUCUCGGCAUGGUUCUUGAGCCCAGAAGAGCGCAUCGUGGCCGUCGAGCGAUUACGAAAAGGUCAAACGGGUGUUCGAUGCCAAAAGAUCAAGGGUGACCAGAUCAAGGAAUGCCUGACCGAUGUGAAGCUGUACCUGGUGGCUCUUAUGAUGGCCUCGGCAUAUACUAUCAAUGGCGCCAUCUCUGGCUUCGGACCCCUGAUCGUUUCCACCUUUGGAUACAACACACUGGACUCCAUCUUGUUCCAGUUCCCCGUGGGCGCAAUCUGCGUGAUAUUUAUCCCUCUUUGCGGAUUCAUCCCCACCGUUGUGCCCAAUUCGCGAAUUCCCAUGCUCAUCGCAUGCUGCCUCCCCGUCAUUGCUGGCUGUGUGAUGAUCUGGAAGUCCCAGUGGGGCUACCAUCCUGUCGUUCCCGUCGUCGGCUAUGCGCUGACUGGAUUCUUUGGACCUGUCGUGAGUUUAAUCAUCACUGUGGGGGCCAGUAAUGUGGCGGGCGCCACCAAGAAGACCGUUAUGGCAGCAACAAUCUUCGUGGCAUAUACUGUGGGAAACAUCAUCGGACCCCAGCUCGUCAAGAGUGAAACCAAAGAUCGUCAUUAUCCGGAGUUGUGGACGGGGAUGGUCAUCUGCUACUGUAUCGUCAUCGUGACAGCCGCAGUACUUUACGCCAUUCUUCUCCGCGAGAACCGUGCUCGAGAAUCCAUCGAGCUUGACGAAACCCAGCGCGACAAGCUCGCUUUCGACGACUUGACAGACAAGCAGAACCCGUUCUUCCGAUAUGUUCUCUGA